This is a messenger RNA of Ambispora gerdemannii, 1809 nucleotides long. NCBI's taxonomy places the organism in Eukaryota, Fungi, Glomeromycota, Glomeromycetes, Archaeosporales, Ambisporaceae. The record is from the annotation of a GenBank genome assembly.
AUGGAGAAACAAGAACAAGCGGAUUCUCGACCUCUCCAAAAUGAAAGAUUAAAAACUAAAACAUAUAAAUCUACUGAGAUAGUAGAUGUUUCAUCGGAUGAUGAUUUGAUUUUUAUGGGAAGUAAAAAAGUAACUUGUGAUAUCGUAGAAGAAACAGUGCCUGCGAAUUCAGCACCAGUUGAACGUAGUGAUAACACAUCACGCGGAAUUAUAAAAGAGAGAUUGAUUGAAGGUAGACGAUAUCAUCGCGCACUGAAUACCUCGAUACAUUCUACUGAUACUACAAAAACCACAUCUUCAUCCGACACAAAUAUAAAUAGAAUAUCGGCUAUUGCUAAUAAUAUUGCGUCGAAGUUGCAAGAGUACAAUCAAGAUAAAAAUGGAGUCAUAUCAUUUCCUUAUACAUUCUUUUUACAAAAUGAAAAUGCUAUCAAGGAUACACUGAAUUUUGAGCGCGAGUUUGAAAAAAAGAAUGAUUUAUCGGUGGAAAGCUUUAAAGGAAAAAUCGCACAGAAUGAAACUAGCAGAAAUACUACACAGUCCGACUCAAUUAUUCCUUUCUCCGAAUUCAAAGACACAAAUUCGCAAAAUUCAUUCGAUAAUUCGAAUGAAGUUACAGGCAGCAUUGCCAGAAAUUCAUUAUACAAAUUUGGGAAAUCAAAUAUACUCGAAAAAUCAGAUGAAGGUAUUAAUUCGAAUUUAAAAUUGCAAAUAUUUAUUAGACAAGAUGUUCAAUUUAACUCAAGUAAGCAGUCUAACAAUAAUAAUAUCGCUUUAGAUGCUCACAGUGAUCUCGAUGAUAGUGAUGAUGUUUUUGUGACGGUACCUCCAAAGAUUAACAAAAUACACCCUAAUCGUAAUACUGCGAAACGUGGUAGACAUUUCUCUCGGAAAGAAUAUUUUUCGAGAGUAACUCGAGGCAGUAUUACAAAACACAAUAACGUAGCUACUACGAGAUCAUUGAACAAAGAACCAAUUUUUUUGAAUGAUUCUGGUAAUAUAACAUCACAAGUUGUUCUUUCUUCCAUCUCUAAUAUGAAAAAACAAAAAGUGGAACCUGUCGUUGAAAUAUUCGUCAGGAAUCAAAAGAAAUUAAAAAAAGAUUCUGAGCAGAAAUCAAAUAGUUUCGAAAAUAGCAAUCUCACAAUCCCGUCCGAUGACGAUGACAUUGUUAUAGAAUCUUCAACUACACAACAAAAAACGAAUUCAGAUAAAACACGUAAUCAAAAUAAUAAAGAAAAAGCUACUCGAAUCGAAUUGAGUGGCUCUACCAGUUCGUCAAGAAAUUCCAGCGUAUCACAGUUUCCAAUAAGAAGAACACGAUCAAAUACAAAAAUAAUACAAUCCACGAGAGCUAUCGUAAGCUCCUUUCCCCUCAAGAAAAUGAAACGUAAAUCCCUCUUUAUGAAGCCGACCAACGUGGAGUCUACGGAUCUUAGUGACUAUUUUAAUUUUCCCAUAAAGGAUGAAUUAGCAUUUUCACAGUAUUGUGAAAAAUCCGAUAUUAAUAGAUUAUCAGGAGACGGAUUCAAUCAUUACUUACCAACACAUGACACGAAAACACCGAAGGACCAAAGGCUAAAGACAAAUCAUGGCAAAGAUCCUCUUUGGCAAAUCUUGGAAUCAUCAUCCGAUUCGGAGCAAGAUCCAUCGAGUUCUGAUAGUAACAAUAGAAGCAAUAAUGACACCAGAAAGAAAUCAUUUAACAAAAAAAACACUCGAGUUACCGAGCCAAUUGAUUUUCGAAAUAUGCAUCAAGUUAUUGUGUUAAUUGAAGAAAAUCCUAAUAUAUUAAAUUUAAUCAAUUAA